This is a messenger RNA of Symsagittifera roscoffensis, 2807 nucleotides long. RefSeq lists its product as uncharacterized. The transcript has 3 exons. The coding region runs from base 92 to 1831 and encodes 579 amino acids. NCBI's taxonomy places the organism in Eukaryota, Metazoa, Xenacoelomorpha, Acoela, Convolutidae. Gene Ontology annotation, molecular function: zinc ion binding. The record is from RefSeq and is a predicted model, not a curated record.
UGCCAACUUUUCUAAAACUUAUUGAGAUCCGAAAACUGUUUACCCUCUUUUGAUCAAAUACCAUCGCUAUACAUUUAACUGCUGCAUCAAAAUGAAUAGCCGAUUGCAGAAAGCUUUCGAAUGCAGCAUUUGUCUUGAGUUCUUCGAGAACCCUCGCAUGUUACCAUGUGGUCAUUCCUACUGCGGGUCCCCAAGGACUUGUUUGACAGACCUGUUGAACCUAAGUGACCCGCCUAAAUGUGCCGUCUGCAAGCAGGACAUUUUGGUCGAUGUUUUAGAUGAGGACAAACUGACAAAAAAUUUUGAUCUCGGCUCAGCAAGUGAGGCAAUGAGAGCUUAUGGAUCAGACACACAAGCAACUUCUGCGUCUGAAACGGACAACACCAAAUUAUGUGUUAAUCACAACCAACCUAGCGAGUAUUUUUGCCGAAGAUGUGAUAUCUUUAUCUGCCGAGUGUGCUGGAGAUCCGAUCAUCGACAAUCAGCCGAUCACGACGUAAUUCACCUGUCGAUGAUUUUGGACGAAUACAUUGAAACCAAAGAAUCAGUGGAAAAAUAUAAAGCGUCAGUCGAGAAAAUAUCCACGUCUAUUAAAGACGGGGAACAUGAUUUGAGUCAAAUUCUGGAAGCUAUCGAGGAAGCUAAAAACCGACUAAAUAAAAUCAGCGAAGAAAGUUCUGGGACCGAAAUCCGAACUUCGACUCAGGAAAUAUUCGCCCAAUUGGCAGGACAGGCUAAGUCUUUGAAAAUGAUACGCAUCGGGUUAAUUUACAACAUCAACUUUCUAUUCGAAGGCGCUGAGGAAAGUUUGAAAUCGUCGAUUGACUCUAUGCGCGAGCUUACUUUGAAUACACCGGGAAAAAACAAUGCAUUUUUGGAAGAAACUUUUAGAUUUCUCACGAUAUCAAAACAUAAAUCUUUGAUUGUUCCGCUAAUCGGUUGCAAGAAAGCAGUCAUGGAUACAAAAGGAAACAUAAUUUGUUUUGGAGACUCAAAUGAUCAAAUUUUGUUGGCUAAAUUCAAUUUGGAAAGAGACCAAUUAGUUGACAAGGGUCUUUAUAACUGGAACCAACGCAAAGACGGCACAAUACUAGUCAAUAUUUGCAUGGCCUCCGACAAAUUGAUUGCUAUUGUUAACAAUAACAAAUCGAAAAAAGUCCAUUUCGAGUUAUUGAAUACUGAAACCUUGAAAACAGAAAAAAAAAUUAACGUCCAGGAUUUUGCUAUUCCGCCACAAGACUUAAACGGACUAUCGUACUUUAUUUCAGGAAAUCGGAAUUACAUGGCUCUUUUUACCAGGCGUGGGGCGAUUGUUCUAAAGUGUUUUAUUCUCCAUGACAAAAAAUUGGUUCGGGUGCUACAUUUGGACGAGAAAGCCGGAUUGUUAUACCAUGCUUCGUAUUUUCUUCAUGCUAAUUUUUUUGCCUUCAAAACGACCAAGAAUGUACUAUGUAUUGUUAGUUUUGAUGACCAGGACGAAGGGAAAAACAAGAAAUUAUUAGUUCAGCUGGAAAAUAUCACCGAAAUAUUUUCGGUCACGUUUCUUGCGACAGACUCAGAGAGCCGCGGGUUUCUGUGCGUUUCAGACGACAGAUACCCAAACAACAAUUUCAAGUCCGAAAUUUACAAAGUCGAUUUGACUAGGCUUGAAGACGGCCAAAAACUGCCGCCUAUCAAAAUUGAAGAACGAAACAGUUUCAACAAGCAAGAUAUCAAAUUUGUAGCUGCGUUAACCAACUCACUGAUUUUGUGUCGAGACAAUUACCAGUCGAGACUGACUAACAGCAACAUCAUGAGUGGCUAUACUACCCUCAAGUUCGAGAUGAAAUAAAACUUAAUGUGGGGCGACAAUUCGUAACGGACGACAAUUCGUAACAUUAGAUUAAGCUGGGAACACUGAUUCACGCGCAGCAUUCGUCUCGUGCCGGAUGCAAGCGCAGCAGAGCGAAGUGUUGCCAGCCUGGCAACAGAGGGUAGGGCUCGAUACGAAAAAUAGAGCCGGUUAUCGCUGCAACAUUAUGCUCAGUUAUCUCUGACCAAUUAAAACUUUAUAAAAAAGAUAGAUUGGCAUCAUAUGGUAGAUUGGAAUCGGGUAGAUUGUCGUGAAACAUUUCUUGUUGCAAAUUGUCGCUUGUUACGAAUUGUCGCCGGUUAAGAAGUGUCGAAUUACUCAAACUUAAUUAUACGAAGACUGCUUCUAUCAAAACAAAUCCUUGAGUAUCCUGAUAUUUGAUCAAAACCGCGGAAAAACUUCAACUACAAAAUGUUCUGGAGAAAAACCACCCGAGAAAAUAAAACUCAUCACUUCUAUAUACGUUAUACGUUCUAUAUUUAAAAAAUGCCGUUCUAAAAACAAAACGUGGGUUUUAUUUUCUCCAGCUUUUUCACCGUAAUCAGAAAUUCUAAAAUGCGGAUCCCCUCGAUUUUGGUCUAAAAAACUCUUCCGAAAAUUCCAUCGUACUUACCAUUUGACGGCGUCUAAUUUUUCUCGGGCAGCUUUCUAUGCAAAGUUUUUGCAAAAAAUGUUUUAGAGUAGCAAAAAGAGGUUAAUUUAGCAGGUCAGCUGAACUUACAACAUGAAAUUAUUUGAUCCGAAAAAUGGUCGGCAAUUAAGUUCAAUUUUACAGAGCACCGAAAUACGUAAUCUUUGUAUGCCACUGCUGAAAGUUGUUCGAAUCAAAAAUCAAAGUUGUUCGAAAACAAGCUAGCAUCAAAUGAUAGUUCAAGUUGUUUGAUUUUUCAACAAUAUUUUUGAACACACUGAAGCGAGAUACAAUUCCCGAAAAUACAUGGUUUUCAAAAAUCAU